Molecule: messenger RNA, 2436 nt
Organism: Heterobasidion irregulare TC 32-1
Lineage: Eukaryota; Fungi; Basidiomycota; Agaricomycetes; Russulales; Bondarzewiaceae
Exons: 7
Coding region: 13-2259 (748 amino acids)
Biological process (GO): lipid metabolic process
Source: RefSeq, a predicted model, not a curated record
CUCCCCUCGACCAUGAACACCCUCCUGGACAAGUACGGUCGUCUUGGUGUUGACGUUGCCUCUGCUGCUACUUCUGUUGGGUUUGCCGCAGCUAAAGCGGGCACCAGGCUCGGCUUUGGCAUUACCAGAGGCAUUGCAUGCUCUGCUGCUGGGAUCACUGGCUCGGCCCUCGACUUUGCUUUUGGUGGGAGACUUGGGACAAGCGUCGCAUUCGGUAGUGCGGUCGCGUCCGCCAUCACGGCUGUGGAACAGCUCGCGCUCCUUCCAAUCAUUCUAGGCGAGAGUCUUACUUCGGCAUCCAUCGUCGCGGCAUACGGAUCUAUCAACACCCUUACCGUCAUCUUUCCCGGCAGUGACGAGACGUCAUUUUCGCUCGGCUCUUUCAUCACGCUUGUACGCCGGGAGUGGAAUGAUCCGGUGCUUGGGGAGCACUUGCCAGAAGAGAGGUACAGCGUGACCGAGGUUGCAAAAGCUCUAGUUGCUUGGGGUGCACUACAGGGCGUCACGCAUGACUGGCAGGUGAAGAAAUGGAUGAAGCAUCUCCGAGAGAUGCCUUUCCACGACGAAUCAGACGCGGAUAGGCCGCGCAAACGAACGGAAUCGCGUAUCAGCAUCACCGCAGAUGUCGUCUUUCCAGGGAAUAAAGGUCAGAUCAUCACGGCGGAUAUCACAGAGAUCGACGUCGACACACUACAGCUGCCAAAGCCCAAGUCGAAGGCACGUUCGAAGGCCCCGGUGAUGAAGCCCCUACGAACACCUAACAAAGAACUCAAGCAUACUCUGCGGCGCUUGUCCAAGAUGGUACUCGCGGGGUAUGGUGGCGCUUCUCUCCUUUUCUUCGGCGUAUCCCCAAAUCCAGAUCAUUCAUCCUCAUCUGUACCUGAAGGAGCCCCCUCUGCAUUUCCGAGUGGGGAGGAGGUUGCUCUCUCUCAGGCCAUUGACGCAUCCGAAGCAGAAGCUGCGAAAAUAUCGGCUGGCCCGACAAAGGCUGGUGCGCUAGGAAUAGCCAAUGUCAAAGUGCCUGUCACUUAUUCCUGGUGGGAUGUUCUACUUGGGCGACACGAUCGCGACAUAUUCAUGGGUUCUGCCACUGCUCCAGGCGAGUCACACUCUCGACCCCUCACAGCUGUCGUCGGCGACGAACACCGCAUGCCCCGCUUUUGGGUCUUGACGGAUCACUCCCGACGGCAAAUCGUCCUCGUUUUCCGUGGGACGAUGUCUCUAAAUGAGAUUGCCGUGGACUUGACAUGCGAACCGGAGGAAUUCGAACCCGCUAGCACGACAGACUUUGAACCAGAGGAAGAGCACCUUGCGGCAAGGGAGCAAGAAGGGGAAGGAAUGCCUGGCGGCCUGCCCUUCCCUACCGUAGAUUUGCAAAUGCCGAAAUCUACCUCGCGCUCGACGUGGAGCAGGAUGAGGACAACCUCGUUCAUGUCAGUUGCGAGCUUCGCCGCAACCGGUUCGCCGACAUAUUAUGUGCAUGGAGGCAUGCUCCGGAUGGCCAGGGCCAUGGGGGAAAGGGGCAAGCCUGUGCAUGUUGCCGUACGUGAUGCAUUGCGGAAGAAUAAGGGUUUUGAGCUUGUAAUGUGUGGACACAGUCUCGGGUCUGGUGUUGCAGCACUUUUAGGAUUGAUGUGGGCGGACCCAAAGACCUGCUUGACUGUUCGAUCGAGUGGCCUUCCCGUGGGUAGGCGAGUAUCCGUGUAUUGUUUUGCGCCACCGUGCCUCACUGACCCGCAUCUCGGUGCUCUUGCAGCCAACCUCAUCACAUCAUUUGUCUACUCACACGAUGUAGUAUCACGACUCUCACUUGGCUCGAUACGAGACAUGAAUCGCGCCGCAGUAUGGCUAUGCAAUGCAAACGCGCAUGUCAACGGAAAAGGAGGCGGUCAAGAGGGCUACUCGGCUGUCACAAAAAGGGCGCUCAAGUGGAAAACGGGUUUCGGAAGCGCAGAGGAUCCAGUUUGGUUCCUGGCGACUCGCAAGACGCUCGAGGCGAAUAUGACGAUGGCGAACAUGUACCCGCCAGGGCGUAUCUUGUGGGCUGUUCGUGACGAGGAUCUCGAAAAUGCAGUUCCUCCCGGUGGAGACGCGAAGUACAGUGCGGCUUACGCUCCGCCGAAUCACAUUAAAGACCGGUUGCGUCUAUUUGAAGUGCUAGAUGUUGAGAAGGUCUUCUCUCAGAUUGUGUUUGCUCGCGAUAUGCUCAGUUCACAUUUACCACAUCAGUAUGACAAAGUGUUAGAAGCGCUCCUGUAGACCUUUCCGAUGUGUUGUAUAACUGACUCGAGGAGAGAACGCACUUCUACUAUAAUACCCUAUGGACGGACAUUUGUGCUCACGAGGGGACCCCUUGUUAUAUCUUGGAUAGCUGUACUACGAUUGUAAUACCGUACAAUACCAUUCUUACAUACCAAAUCGGAUCUUGUGUUACAG